CAGAAUGGCGAGCCCAUCUUCCAUGCGAGAUGACCAUCUGACUUUCACCACUUCUACUUCCGACUCUGACACACUACCAUCGACAAGCCACAAUCCAAACACCGGCACAAACUCGAGGAUCGCACGCAAUUUGUCCGAUGUGCUGUUCGGUAAAACAACCAUGUCUGGCACCAGUCUCAACACGACUGCAAAUGAAUCAACACCGCUCUUGACGGAACUACCCAGUCAUGAAGGUAGGACACCAAGACGGAAUUUUACAGCAAGUCUUGAUCAGGUAGCAGAAGCAGAAGCCCGGAACCGGGUGGUCAAGCUGAACAAUGCGUCAAUAAUAUUGAGCGAGAGUGGAGAAUUAGGAGAUGCCAGAUCGCCACAGAAGAGGGCGAGCAUAACGAUGGCUUACGCAAAAAGGAUCAAGCAGAGAUCAAAAUAUUACGUCCCGGUGACGGAUUGGUUACCAAAAUACAAUUGGUCUUUGUUUUCUGGUGACCUCGUCGCUGGCGUAUCUGUAGCAUGUUUGUUGAUACCGCAAGCAAUGUCAUACGCUAGCGGCCUUGCACGGUUAACACCGGUCGCUGGUCUCUGGUCAACAGCAAUACCAGCCCUGAUAUAUGGCGCCCUUGGAACAUGCCGGCAAUUAUCGAUUGGCCCAGAGGCGGCUCUCUCUCUUUUGAUCGGCCAGAUGAUCCAAGAAGCGGUGUAUGGUGACCCUCACAGUAGGCCAGCACACCCAGAAGCUGAAGCAGCAGCUAUCGCUCUCAUCACUACCCUCCAAAUCGGCGUUAUUACCAGUGUUCUCGGCCUUCUCCGUCUUGGUUUUCUUGACGUCGUUUUAUCACGGGCUUUACUCCGUGGGUUUAUCACCGCCGUCGCCGUCAUUAUCUUCAUCGAACAACUCGUCCCUAUGCUCGGCCUUACCGCCCUCCUCGCCCAGCCUACUGACCCCUCUCAAGAACCCCCAACACGCCCUCUCUCCAAACUUUUCUUCACAAUUAACAACAUACAUUCCAUCAACGUACCCACUGCACUUUUGAGUUUUAUCAGUUUAGGCUUCCUCAUCGUCGUUAGAGUAACCAAGCAGAAGAUUGCGCAAACGCCUGGAGGGAAGUGGGUGAGAUAUGUGCCGGAGAUUUUGAUUUUGGUUGUUGGGACUACGGUUCUAACAAAUGUACUGAAGUGGGAUGACAUGGGAGUUGAAGUAUUGGGCAAAAUCAAGGGCGGGUCGAGCCUUCCUUUCGGAUGGCCUAUAUACAAAAAGACAAUGAAGUAUUUCAAUUUUACCCUUCCAACAGCAUUCGUCAGCUCGGUAGUGGGUGUCGUAGACUCUAUCGUUGCAGCUCGAGAGAAUGCGGCAAAGUACGGGUACGCCGUGUCGCCGAAUAGGGAGUUGGUCGCCUUGGGCGCUUCAAAUCUCGUCGGCUCGUCUAUCGUAGGAACUGGAGCAAUCCCAGUUUUCGGUUCCAUUACGCGAUCUCGUCUAAACGGCCAAAUUGGCAGUCGUACCCAGAUGGCAAGUAUAAUUACCAGUAUCUGCAUGAUUUUUUCCAUCUUUUUCCUUUUACCUUAUCUCUACUACCUCCCCAAGGCGGUUUUAGCAGCAAUCGUCACCGUGGUUGUCUACGCCAUUUUGAAUGAAGCACCGCACGAAAUUCUAUAUUUCUGGAGAAUGGGAGCUUGGACAGAUUUCUUGCAGAUGGUAGGGACCUUUUUCCUCACGCUGUGUUUCUCCAUCGAGCUCGGCCUCGUAGCAUCCGUCGUCUUCUCCCUCAUUCUCGUCAUCCAGUCCACCUCCCAACCGCGUAUCAAAAUCAUCGGCCGCGUACCGGGCACAAAUGAAUGGGUACCUAUCGAUGAGGAUGAAUCAGCACAGGAAGAGAUUCCGGGGGUGUUGGUGGUGAGGAUCAGAGAGAAUCUGAGUUUUGCGAAUACGGGGCAGUUGAAAGAGCGGUUAAGGAGGUUGGAGUUAUAUGGAAUGGAUAAGAGUCAUCCAAGUGAUGAACCAAGGAGGGAAUCUGCCAAAGCUCUCAUUUUACACAUGGGCGAUGUCGAGCAGAUUGACGCGUCAGCCACGCAAAUCUUAUACGAACUCACGAAAGCGUACCACGAGCGAGGCGUAGGCGUGCAUUUCGCACAUUUAAGACCGGGGCAGGUGAAUGCGUUUGGUAUUGCGGGUAUCACAGAUAUUGUCGGCCCAAGUCAUUUCCAUCGGGAUUUGAGUAAUGCCAUGAGAGAAGUGGAGAGUAUGGGUUAUGGGACGAGCAUCUUUGCGAGAUGGGAUCCGUCAUAAUGCUCCUUGUACGCUUUUGUACGCUUUUCUUACCCGCCUUGGUACCUUGUUGUGUGGUUCGUGUUUGGAGAGAUAAAAAUGAUAUUCAUACCAGUUUAAUAGCAGUACAAUACAGCUUACGAUCAUCCUGUAUUAACCACGAAGCAUGACGAACUCUAUGAUAUGCAAUACAUUUUGGU
Molecule: messenger RNA, 2463 nt
Organism: Cryptococcus deneoformans JEC21
Lineage: Eukaryota; Fungi; Basidiomycota; Tremellomycetes; Tremellales; Cryptococcaceae
Product: endoplasmic reticulum protein, putative
Exons: 16
Coding region: 5-2284 (759 amino acids)
Biological process (GO): transmembrane transport
Cellular component (GO): membrane
Molecular function (GO): sulfate transmembrane transporter activity
Source: RefSeq, a predicted model, not a curated record